Molecule: messenger RNA, 2002 nt
Organism: Mytilinidion resinicola
Lineage: Eukaryota; Fungi; Ascomycota; Dothideomycetes; Mytilinidiales; Mytilinidiaceae
Exons: 2
Coding region: 1-1863 (620 amino acids)
Source: RefSeq, a predicted model, not a curated record
AUGAACGACCAGGAAAACCAGGCAUUUUUUCGUCACAGCAGUAGCUCUAGCAUCGCACUCGCUCCUCUUCUCAAACACCCAGCUUCCAUCAGCUCUGCCGAUGUGCAAGAGCCGCAUCAUGUGUGCCUACAGCGGCAUGACGAGUCCGGUUUUCUGUCACUGGUCCGGACGUGGUGGUUGGCACCUGCCCAUCUCUUCUGCACUAUCCUGCUAGCCUGUACGGUUCAAUGGAGCAUACGAGGGACCAUGUUUCCAGUCUACAGAAUACCGCACCGCUAUCUUACCCAAUCCGACGUCACCACGCUUCUCUCCGUUGGUCUAAAGAUCACUAGCAUUUUUACGACGGCAUGGCAGUCCAUAACGGCAUGGCGUUGCGCUUUCAUCGCCCUCGAGAAAACCGGGCUUCAGCUUUCUCAGCUAUCGAACCAGAUCUCCUUCAAGACUCCAGUGCUUCGUGGAGACAAGACGACAAAACUCCUGGGCCUUGUGCUACUGUUGGGUUGGCCCGCCCAGCUGGCUUCCCCAAUAUUAUCUGGCGCGAUAACGUGGGUUCCUACCACAAACAUGACGUAUGGGAAUAUUACGGAUCUCCAAAUCGCACGAGCUUCUGCGAAUGCGACGGACUGGGACUCUACGCCGCCUUGGUACCGCUUGGUUGCUUGGGACGACACCGGUUUCCAGCCCGCGACCAGACUCGUGCUGCUCCAAAAAGCCGCCGGGUCGACACUCACGAUACUACGCGACUCCACCAAGUACAGUUUCUCUGUCCCAAUAAAAAACCCGCGUAGGUUCACCCCGGAGGUCGAAGGUUAUACGCUUGGUAGUACCGUCCAGUCGAUCAUCAUGCCGACUUUUGAGAUCUCCAAUCUCACGUGGUUGAAAAUACGCUCAAUCCCACAAGAAAUCCAGGACGCCGUCCACAAUAAAUCCAACGCGUACUUUAAUUUCGGUGACCCCGAUUACAGACCGAAUCCGCCGGUUGUCGGGUUAAUUCGAAAACCAAACAUCGGGCCUUUGAGUAGCCAUACACUUCCUCCAAACUCGAGUGUCAACGAAAACACUUAUGCUGUGUAUCGAGCCGUUCGAUACCCAAACCACGGGAACUUGACCAAUUGCUCUUCGGAGGCUUUUGACGGUCGGCCCAGUCACCUUCCUGACGCUGAAUAUCUGUGGGUAAAUGGGGAGACACAUGUAACGGAUUGCUAUGCCGUUGCAGGCCUCCACAUCAACGCUGGCGUCGUCGCAUGCCAGAGUUCGAGGGCCACUCUAGUCGCACCAUCUGUACUAGAAUGCAUACCUCAUCCCGGAGAAGAUCAAUUUCAAGUUCUGUCAGAUCCAUUGACACAGUAUUCUCUCUCGGCCAUUACGGGAACGAUUUCCUGGCUCGAUUCGCUGGAUGUAAUGACCGCAUGGAGCUCUACCGCUGACACUGCCAUUGCGGCUACUAUAUCGAUCGCUAUCGAGAAUGGACUAAGGGCGGCGUACGAGGGCUUCUGGAGCGCCCUUACCAACUCCCUGAGUAGUACGACAGACCCGAAGAUAACAAUCGACGAGAGUGCGUCUGCCGUCAUUGCUAGUGUCGCUACAUGGAGAGUCAUUCUUUGGGCCGCACUGAACACCUUACUAACUUUCGCGAGCAUUCUUCUAUGGAGAGUACAAUCCAGCUGUAUACGGCCUCCGGUCAAGAAUCCAGUUCUGACUUCAAUACUGCUCGACUCGUCCAAAGUGAUCGAAGAAGUCGGGGUAGGGCUGUGCAACGCGAAUCGGCUGACCAAAAACGACGAUGGGCGAGGUAGACUUCGGUUGCGGUGCAUCGACCGAUCUGAUCCUCAUUGGUAUCACGAUCAGCUGGAAAUGGAGUAAUCCUUUCGUCCUACACCAUGUAAUUUGCUAGAUCUUUUAAUCUAUCAAUCGAAUCGUCAGGAAGAGCGUCUUCGCAAGUCUGCUAGUCCCAAAACCUCUAAGCAGCAUAUAAGUGAUACCUGCUGUACCACGGCCUCCG